Dentiscutata heterogama is the source of this 997-nucleotide messenger RNA. NCBI's taxonomy places the organism in Eukaryota, Fungi, Glomeromycota, Glomeromycetes, Diversisporales, Gigasporaceae. The record is from the annotation of a GenBank genome assembly.
AGAAACUACUUUAGUAUCAAAAAGAAGCGAAAAAGUAAAUGAAAAAGAAAAUGCUUGGUUAAAUUUAGCAUCAACAGGUGCUUUAGUAUUUGCUGAAAGAUAUGAAGGAGAAGCUAUUCAAUAUGACGUAAACUCAAUGUAUAUAUAUGAAAUGUUAAAGAAAGAGGCAUCAUGGCCUUUUGCACAAGGUAAAUUUCAUACAAUAAAUUCAACUUUUGCUGAAAAAUGGGGUAAAUUUCCGUAUAGAAUUUAUAAAGCAACAAUAGAAGGAAAUCCUCUAAAGAAAAGCCUUCAAUAUACAAGAUAUUUGCGAUAUAAUCUAUAUAGAAUUUAUACACAUUAUAAUUUAGAAAGUGCUAAAAAAAAUGGAUUGAAAGUAUAUUUAAUGAAUGAAUCACCAAAUGCACUUAUAUAUGAAAAAAAUACUCGUAUUAGUGAAAGAGACAUGUUUGGUAAAUGGGGAAAUAUAUUAUAUAAUAUUAAGAAAGAAGGUGAAAUAGCUGGAAAAGGUGUCUUAUGUGAGCAAAGAAAUAGGCAAAAUUAUGGUACACACCCACAAAUAAAACCAUUCUUAUUAGCAUCAGCACGAAAAAGAAUAUCAGAAAUUGUAAAACUACUAGGAGAUCAAGUAAAACGUAUACAUACAGAUAGUUUUAUUGUAGCUGGAAAAGUAGAACUUAAAACGGGAAUAGAAAUGGAAAUUCCAAAUUUGACUAUUUUCGAAGAAAAUGAGCUUCACACUACAAAUAGUUUAUUAGAUUUUGGAAAAAUACAAGAUAAAGAGCAAAAUACAAAGUUAGAUACAGAGUAUCCUGUCUCACAGACAGUAAAAAGGAAACCAUUAAAAAGGUCUGAUAUAAAUCUUCUAAAUGAAAUUAUAAUAGAAAUAUUUCAACAUUUACGAACACAAAAUGAUAUAUUAAACACGAAGUGUCCUGCUUCACAGUGUACUAAUAAUGAAUUAUUAUCACUAGUUUUAUAUGUUAAUAAACGAUAG